UGGCGGCCGCUCCCGGGGCUCCCGCCGCCGCCGCCGGCGGCGCCCCCUCCCUGGCCAUGGGCGAGGAGGACUAUUACCUGGAGCUGUGCGAGCGUCCGGUGCAGUUCGAAAAGGCGAACCCGGUCAACUGCGUCUUCUUCGACGAGGCCAACAAGCAGGUGUUUGCUGUUCGAUCCGGUGGAGCUACUGGGGUGGUCGUGAAAGGCCCGGAGGAGAGGAAUCCCAUCUCCUUUCGAAUGGAUGACAAAGGAGAAGUGAAAUGCAUAAAGUUUUCCUUAGAAAACAAGAUACUAGCUGUGCAGAGAACCUCUAAGACUGUGGAUUUUUGUAACUUUAUCCCUGAUAAUUCUCAGCUGGAAUAUACCCAAGAGUGCAAGACUAAGAAUGCCAACAUUUUGGGCUUCUGCUGGACCAGUUCUACUGAAAUUGUCUUCAUAACAGAUCAAGGGAUUGAAUUUUACCAGGUAUUACCAGAGAAGCGGAGUCUGAAACUCCUGAAGAGCCACAACAUCAAUGUGAAUUGGUACAUGUACUGUCCAGAGAGUGCUGUGAUUCUGCUCUCUACUACAGUCCUUGAAAAUGUUCUGCAGCCUUUUUAUUUUAAGGCUGGCACUAUGUCGAAGCUACCCAAGUUUGAGAUUGAAUUACCAGCUACACCGAAGUCAACUAAACCUAGCCUUUCUGAACGAGACAUCGCCAUGGCCACCAUAUACGGGCAGCUUUACGUUCUCUUCCUGAGACACCACUCUCGUACCUCCAACAGUACAGGAGCGGAGGUGGUCCUCUACCAUCUGCCACGAGAGGGAGCUUGUAAAAAGAUGCAUAUAUUGAAGUUAAACAGGACUGGAAAGUUUGCUCUAAAUGUGGUGGACAACCUUGUAGUUGUUCAUCACCAGGACACAGAGACGUCGGUAAUAUUUGACAUCAAAUUACGUGGAGAGUUUGAUGGCACGGUGACCUUCCAUCACCCCGUGCUCCCAGCUCGAUCCAUUCAACCCUAUCAGAUCCCCAUGGCAGGUCCUGCUGCUGUGACCAGCCAGUCUCCUGUUCCAUGUAAACUCUACUCUUCAUCCUGGAUUGUCUUUCAACCUGACAUCAUUAUCAGCGCCAGCCAAGGGUUUCUAUGGAACCUCCAGGUGAAACUUCAGCCCAUAGUGAAUCUCCUGCCAGAUAAAGGCAGGCUGAUGGACUUUCUUCUUCAGAGGAAGGAGUGCAAGAUGGUUAUCCUGUCUGUCUGCUCUCAGAUGCUGAGUGAGUCAGACAAAGCCACACUGCCUGUGAUAGCCACUGUUUUUGACAAACUCAACCAGGAGUAUAAGAAGUACUUGGACGCUGAACAGAGUUACACAAUGGCAGUGGAAGCAGGGCAAAGCCGGAGCAACCCACCUCUCAAAAGGCCAGUGCGGACCCAAGCCGUGGUGGAUCAGUCUGAUGUGUAUACCCAUGUGCUGUCACCAUUCACGGAGAACAAGGAGAUGCCACAUAAGUUUGUGAUAGCUGUGCUGAUGGAGUAUAUUCGCUCGCUGAACCAGUUUCAGAUCGCAGUACAGCAUUAUUUACACGAACUUGUCAUCAAGACACUCGUCCAGCAUAAUCUCUUCUACAUGCUCCACCAGUUUCUGCAGUACCAUGUGCUCAGUGACUCCAAGCCAUUGGCCUGUUUGCUGUUGUCCCUAGAGAGUUUUUAUCCUCCGGCCCAUCAGCUGUCUCUGGAUAUGUUGAAGCGACUUUCAACAGCAAAUGAUGAAAUAGUGGAAGUUCUUCUAUCCAAACACCAAGUGUUAGCUGCCUUAAGGUUUAUCCGGGGUAUUGGUGGCCAUGACAACAUUUCUGCCCGGAAAUUUUUAGAUGCUGCAAAGCAGACUGAAGACAACAUGCUUUUCUACACAAUAUUCCGGUUUUUUGAACAGCGAAACCAGCGUUUGCGAGGGAACCCAAGUUUCACACCAGGAGAACACUGUGAAGACCAUGUUGCUUUUUUCAAACAGGUGUUUGGAGAUCAAGCUCUGAGGCCCACAACAUCCUGAAACUACUAGUUUUUUUUAUAUA
Dipodomys spectabilis (banner-tailed kangaroo rat) is the source of this 2049-nucleotide messenger RNA. RefSeq names its product regulator of MON1-CCZ1 (gene Rmc1). NCBI's taxonomy places the organism in Eukaryota, Metazoa, Chordata, Mammalia, Rodentia, Heteromyidae. Bases 57 to 2027 code for a protein of 656 amino acids. Gene Ontology annotation, biological process: regulation of autophagy. Gene Ontology annotation, cellular component: Mon1-Ccz1 complex; lysosomal membrane; late endosome membrane. Gene Ontology annotation, molecular function: protein binding. The transcript is spliced from 20 exons. The record is from RefSeq and is a predicted model, not a curated record.